CUGUGCUGUCACCGGGAGGAAGGGAUCAGGGUCUCCAUCAUAGCUGUGCUCAGGCUGACACGUCGGACUCUGCCACUGCUGCUCAGGAGGAAAGUACCGGUGAUAGAGAGCUGUCCGGUUGUUUACGGUCGGACCUUGCUGCCAGCCCGCAGAGCCACUGUGUCACCAUCAUCAUCAUCAUCAACGUUAUCAUCAUCUCUGCUGAGGAUGCCGCAGACAAACAAGUCCAGAAAAUCCCCGAUGCCUGACUCGUCUUCUUCUUCGGGAGCGGCUGGAGAGGAUCCGGAGCCGGCGUCCCGGGAGGUGAGCCUGGCUGCUGGGGAUACACCAGGAGGAGGUGGAGAAGGAGGAGGAGGAGAGGACAAUGUUGGAGACAACACGAUCAUCAAGUCCCCCAGUGAUCCAAAACAGUACAGGUACAUUGUGCUGGAGAACGGGCUGCGAGCUCUGCUCAUUUCAGACUACAAUGGAGCAGCCGCUUCGGAAGAUGAUGACUCAGAUGGAGGUGAAGAAGAAGAAGUAGAGGAAGAGGGAGAGGAAGAGGGAGAGGAAGAGGAAGAGGAGGAGGGGGAAUCUGGAGAUGAAACAGAAGACGAGUCUGAGGAAGAUGAUGAGGAGGAGAACGGGGGCAGUGAUGAUGAUGAAGAUGAUGAAAAGGAGGGGAAGAAGAAGAAAGGAAAUUCAGACAAACAGUCUGCAGCUGCUCUGUGUGUCGGAGCGGGCAGCUUCAGUGACCCCAGUGACCUCCCCGGCCUCGCCCACUUUCUGGAGCACAUGGUGUUCAUGGGCAGCGAGAAGUACCCCUCUGAAAACGGCUUUGAUGCUUUCCUCAAGAAGCACGGAGGGAUUGACAAUGCUUCCACUGACUGUGAGAGGACGAUAUUCCAGUUUGACGUCCAGAGGAAAAGCUUCAAAGAGGCUCUUGACAGGUGGGCGCAGUUCUUCAUCUGCCCCCUGAUGAUCCGGGACGCCAUCGACAGGGAGGUGGAGGCCGUCGACAGCGAGUACCAGCUGGCUAAGCCUUCCGACUCCCACAGGAAAGAGAUGCUGUUUGGCAGUCUGGCCAAACCUGGACACCCUAUGGGCAAGUUCUGCUGGGGAAAUGCCGAGACUCUGAAGCAGGAGCCUAAGAAGAAGAAGAUCAAUGUCUAUAAACGGCUGCGUGCCUUUUGGAAGAAACACUAUUCUGCCCACUACAUGACUCUUGCUGUGCAGUCAAAAGAGAAGCUGGACACUCUUGAGGAGUGGGUGAGAGAGAUCUUCAGCAAGGUGCCUAACAAUGGUCUGCCCCAGCCGGAUUUCUCUCAUUUGCCGGAUCCCUUCGAGACACCAGCGUUCAACAAGCUCUACCGAGUCGUUCCUGUGAGGAAAAUUCAUGCUUUGAAUAUCACCUGGGCUCUUCCUCCUCAGGAGGAACACUACCGGGUGAAGCCUCUCCACUACAUCUCUUGGCUGAUUGGCCAUGAAGGCACAGGAAGCAUCCUCUCACUGCUCAGGAGGAAGUGCUGGGCCCUGGCUUUAUUUGGAGGAAACAGUGAAACCGGCUUUGACCAGAACACAACCUACUCCAUCUUCUCCAUCUCCAUCACCCUCACUGACGAAGGUUUCCGAAACUUCUACCAGGUGACUCACCUGGUUUUCCAGUACCUGAAGAUGCUGCAGACGCUUGGACCACAGCAAAGAGUAUACGAAGAGAUCCAGAUGAUUGAAACAAAUGAGUUUCACUACCAGGAGCAGAUUGAUCCCAUCGAGUAUGUUGAGGAUAUUUGUGAGAAUAUGCAGCUGUUUCCCAAAGAGGAUUUCCUAACAGGAGAUCAGCUGAUGUUCGAGUACAACCCAGAAGUGAUCAGUGCGGCUCUGUCCCUGCUCACCCCUGAGAAAGCAAACCUGAUGCUGUUGUCACCAGAACAUGAGGGCCAGUGUCCCCUGCGGGAGAAGUGGUUUGGAACACAAUACAGCGUGGAGGACAUCCAGCAGGAGUGGAUGGAGCAGUGGACGGGCAACCUGGAGCUGAACAGCGACAUCCACCUCCCUCAGGAGAACAAGUUCAUCGCCACUGACUUCACCCUGAAGCCCUCUGACUGCCCAGACACAGAGGUCCCCGUCCGGAUUGCCGACAGCGACAGGGGCUGCCUGUGGUACAGGAAGGACAACAAGUUCAAAAUCCCAAAAGCCUACAUCAGAUUCCACUUAAUCUCUCCUAUAAUCCAGCAAUCUGCCAAGAACGUGGUCUUGUUCGACCUGCUGGUCAACAUCCUCGGACACAACCUAGCGGAGCCGGCCUACGAGGCGGAAGUGGCUCAGCUGGAGUAUAAACUGGUGGCUGGCGAACAUGGCCUGGUCAUCAAGGUCAAAGGAUUCAACCACAAACUGUCUCUGCUGUUCCACCUGAUCAUCGACCGCCUCGCUGAUUUCUCCGCCUCUCCUGGCGUCUUCAGCAUGUUCUCAGAGCAGCUCAAGAAAACUUACUUCAACAUCCUCAUCAAACCCGACAAACUUGGCAAGGACGUUCGUCUGUUGAUGUUGGAGCACGGUCGCUGGUCCAUGGUGGAGAAGUGCCAGGCUCUGACGGCCGGGCUCACCAGCGAUGAUCUGACGGAGUUCAGCCGCAGCUUCAAGACGGAGCUGUACGCCGAGGGACUGGUGCAGGGCAACUUCUGCAGCACUGAGUCAGCUCAGUUCCUGCAGUAUGUCACAGAGAAGCUGCAGUUCUCAAAGUUGCCAGCAGUUGUGCCAGUGAUGUUCAGAGUGGUGGAGCUUCCUCUGAAGCACCACAUCUGUAAAGUCAAGUCGCUCAGUAAGGGAGACGCCAACUCUGAGGUCACAGUUUACUACCAGUCUGGCCUCAAGGCCUUAAAGGAGCACACACUGAUGGAGCUGUUAGUGAUGCACAUGGAGGAACCCUGCUUUGACUUCCUCAGGACCAAAGAGACUCUCGGGUACCAUGUCUUCCCGACCUGCAGAAACACCUCGGGUGUACUGGGAUUCUCUGUCACCGUGGAAACACAGGCUACCAAGUUCAGUACCGAGCUGGUGGAGUUAAAGAUUGAAGAGUUCCUGGUUUCAUUCGGGGACACGCUAAAUGCUCUGACUGAGGAGGCCUUUAAAACUCAGGUGACUUCUUUAGUGAAACUGAAGGAGUGUGAGGACACACACCUCGGGGAGGAGGUGGACAGGAACUGGGCCGAGGUGGUUACACAGCAGUAUGUGUUUGACAGGCUUAACAGAGAGAUUGAGGCUCUGAAGCAGAUGAGCAGGAAUGAGCUGGUGUCUUGGUUCCAAGAACAUCGAGAACAGAACAGCCGCAAACUCAGUGUGCAUGUGGUGGGAUUUGGUGCUGAGGAGAAUGAUGAGGACGGCAGUGGUAAAAAACAAGAAAGCAAAGAGGAGGAUAUAAUUGGCGCUACCUACUGUGAAGUGUCCAAACUCACUUUCCUUCCUGCCUCACCCAAGCUGGCGGGCGCCAUUUCCAUCAUGGAUAUUCCUGCUUUCACUCUAGGCCUUCCCCUCUUCCCCUACCACAAGAUACUGGAAUGAACUUGUUGUCAGACUGACAGAGGGCUUAGCUCUGAGCUCUGAGCCACAUUUGGGGGACGCUGCCUCAUUAGAGAUGCAGGCGCUUAAUAUGUGGAGGUGAAGGCGGUUGAAACGGCGUCGGCUCCUCUCUUGACCUGGAUUCUGUCUCUGGGGCCCGGCUGUUGAUUUUAGUUAACACUGUGUGCACAAGCAAAAAAGCCUGGAAGUGAUAAUAGACUUUUCUUUUUAGCCAAGUGAUAAUCUAUUCUGUUUUCUCACACUCAAUUGUUUUAUAUCCCCAGACACUGGGAGUGUGGGAGAGGUCCCAUUCUCUUCCACUAUUCAAUAUCAUAAAUCAAAUCUCAUUUAUUUAGUUCUCUGAGCUCUGCUGAUGAAUCGGUCUUUUCACUGGUUAUGUCGCACUGCAGGUUGAGCCUCAUACUAUUUUAAAGUUGUUUGAACUCCACAUGUACGUGUUUGAGUGAUCCUGCUCUUGAUUUCUUUCUCUGCCGUGCACUACUGUUAUAAGCUGACCUGGAUUGUGCCAUGGAAUGAAACUGUGCUAAGAAAUAAAUCUGUGACUGAACGAA
Molecule: messenger RNA, 4106 nt
Organism: Limanda limanda (common dab)
Lineage: Eukaryota; Metazoa; Chordata; Actinopteri; Pleuronectiformes; Pleuronectidae
Product: nardilysin-like
Exons: 32
Coding region: 208-3537 (1109 amino acids)
Biological process (GO): proteolysis
Molecular function (GO): metal ion binding; metalloendopeptidase activity
Source: RefSeq, a predicted model, not a curated record